Messenger RNA from Rotaria sp. Silwood1, 641 nucleotides. NCBI's taxonomy places the organism in Eukaryota, Metazoa, Rotifera, Eurotatoria, Philodinida, Philodinidae. The record is from the annotation of a GenBank genome assembly.
AUGUUACAACAAAGAAUCCAGGAUGUUCUUUACGAAUCUAAUUCUGUAUUAUUACCUAUUGAAGGUUAUCAAAAUGAACCUUUAGUGUCAUUGGAACAAGCAGUUGAGCCACUCGUCGCUAUUUUCGAUCAAGAAACACUUCAAAGAAACGUAUGGGUUGCGAAAAAUCGUUGUAAGAAGCCAGCUGAUGGUCUAUCACAAGAUGAAUCAGCUUCGAUUAUGUUGUAUACAUUCGAAUGGAAUACAAAAGAAAAUAGUCUAUAUUUUAUUCUUAAUCAAACUUUACGUAUGGAAGAUCGACAAAAACUCAAACCAUGGUUUCUGUAUUUAAAACUAUUUAUUACUGCACUUUCUCGACUUCCAUCGAUUGUUGACACUGUUUAUCGAGGUGUAAAAACUGAUUUAACAGGUCAGUAUGAGCUUAAUACUAAUUCAAUAUGGUGGGGUGUUAGUUCAUGCACAGACAACAUGGAUAUCCUCCAAUCUGAGCAAUUCUGUGGUAAAACAGGUCAACGGACUAUCUUUGUGAUUAAAUGUCUUAAUUGAACUUUUAUUAAUGCCAGGAAGCUAUUUUCGAGUAGAUAGUAGAUACGAUCCUGCUGAUGAAAUUCACAUGGUACAACUUCAAGAAAUAAGACCAC